UUUUGCUUUGUCCUCGUCGUUCGCGACAGCGAGCGGGGCCAAUGACAGUCGGAGUGGCCACUGAGGACUAAGGAUGUUCAACGGGAAUGUUGAGGGUGUUGGGCACGACCACCUCGCCGUCUCCACAACAUUCGCUUGUACAAACAGUGGCGCAAACACAAAUCAACAUUGGCAACAGAUGUGGAUGAACGUUUUCGUGUUGUUCGCCAUGAAGGUUUUCCUGGUUACAGUUCAUCCGCCAGGACCCCCUCAUUACAAUCUAUUAGAUCUCUAUCGCGUACGAUACACAUUUGAUGUCCAUCUCACGCAGAGUGAGCUUCCAAGACGUUCGGAAUGAUGGGUUGUCGCUGGUCAUUUUCACUUCACAGUGCGGUACCAUGACUAAUUCCCAAUGGGUCCGCCCUUCGUUUCAUUUUAAUCAUUUUUCUGUUCCUCGAAUGCUGAAUCAAUGCUGAAUGGUGAGCAAACCCGCAACUUCCUGAGCCCAGCCAAAUGCGGUAACAGUCGGGAGCUCGGGCUUCCCAAAUUAGUCGCAAGAGCUCCUCUAAGCGCUUAUCAAAAUCUAGCUGCCCUUUCGCCACGACCGAAUAGAGCAAUCAAGUUCGAGCAUGCAGAAUGCAACCUGAGACUCGAAAAGAGGAUUCAGACUCGGAAGAUGACUCUGACUAUGUUCCACCAGCAGGAGAUGAAUCCUCCUCUGAUGAGGAACCCGAGGCCAAACGAAUUCGUACUGGCUCGCCCCUACCUACCGUAGAAGAUGCCGCUGAGCAGAAGAGGAUUCGAGACGCACUAUGGGCUGAAUUCCAAGCUUCAGUGUCAACGCCACCUGUUCACCCCCUUCAAGAGACCAAAAUGGUCAAGGUAGUAAAGCGCUUCCGCUUUGCUGGGGAAGAUGUCGUUGAAAUGAAGGAGGUCCCAGAGGACUCCGAUGAUGCCAGGAAAUGGCCCCUAUGGCGUCCUGAUAGCGAUGGAAAUAGCAAAAGCGUCUCCCCAACACCAGAAGGAAUGGCUUCACAGGCGUCAGCGUCGCAAACAGGGAAGCCUUCAUCGUCAGGGGCCAAUACGCCAAUUCCAAGCAGCCAGGCAGGUCCGUCGGAGUCAAAGCCAAAACCGACUAAACGACCAGGCCCACGGAAACCCAAAGUGCAACUCGCACCUUUACCGGGGAAAGCCAAGAAGCUUACAACGUUGGACAAAUCCGCCAUGGAUUGGCGUUCUCACGUUCAGGCGGGACAGGAGACCGGGUUGAAGGAUGAGUUGGAGGCUCAUCGACGUGGAGGUGGGUACCUGGAAAAGGUUGAGUUCUUGAAGAGGGUCGAAGAGAGGAAGGAGGAGGCGUUGGAGGCGAGUAAGUCUGGGAAGAGACGACGGUAGGCCUCAGAUCGUCGGGGCAGUGCUGUAUGGACGUGUAUACAUAUUUUGCUCUGGCUAUCGUCUGUAUGUAUAUGAUAGGAUUUUUAUACGAGUUGACUAGAGCAUGGUUCCCUAUAUAUUUAACAGCAGGCCGAUUAUAGGGGAAUUUACCAGGGGAUAAAUAGCGACAGUGGGACUGAACGAUGCAAUCCGAAGCAUUGCAGGGUAGCAGGAUGUAAGGAGUAGUUUGCCCCCCCACUCAUGCCAUAAAUUACAAAUAGAAUACUCCAAUAUACAAAAACACU
Molecule: messenger RNA, 1658 nt
Organism: Somion occarium
Lineage: Eukaryota; Fungi; Basidiomycota; Agaricomycetes; Polyporales; Cerrenaceae
Source: the annotation of a GenBank genome assembly